Daktulosphaira vitifoliae (grape phylloxera) is the source of this 3776-nucleotide messenger RNA. It is a transcript of the gene Klp3A, whose product is annotated as chromosome-associated kinesin KIF4. Gene Ontology annotation, molecular function: microtubule binding; ATP binding; microtubule motor activity. The record is from RefSeq and is a predicted model, not a curated record. NCBI's taxonomy places the organism in Eukaryota, Metazoa, Arthropoda, Insecta, Hemiptera, Phylloxeridae. Gene Ontology annotation, biological process: mitotic spindle organization; microtubule-based movement. The coding region runs from base 142 to 3405 and encodes 1087 amino acids. The transcript is spliced from 21 exons.
AAUACCACAGUCUGUGGCAAUACUGUUAUUUUCCUACGUUCAAAAAAUUAAAAUAACGACAUAUUACCUGAUUAGUUAAUGACUGGAACUCGGAAGAUUGAAGAAUAACGAAGGAAAAUUGUCUGAUGAUUAUUAGUUGACAUGGAUGCUGUAAAAGUUGCCAUUCGGAUACGCCCCCUUGUAAAAUCCGAAUUGGAGCGAGGAUGUUCCAAUUGUGUGUUAGGAGACCCCAUAAACCAACAGAUAAUUGUCAAUAAUAAUGCUAAUUUGACUUUUACCUUCAAUUAUGUUUUUACUCCUGAACAUUCUCAAAGUCAUGUAUAUGAGUUAGCAGUAGAAGAUUUAGUUCAGAAAUUAUUUAGUGGUUAUAAUGUUACCAUACUAGCAUAUGGUCAAACUGGAUCAGGUAAAACUCAUUCAAUGGGAACAAAUUUUGUAGAUAGUAAUGAAGAAGAAAAAGGUAUAAUACCUCGAGCUAUCCAAAAUAUUUAUAAUGAAGUGCAAAAAAAGACAGAUUCAAAUUUUACUAUUAAAGCAUCAUUUAUAGAACUUUAUCAAGAACAAGUUUACGACCUUUUAUCACCUAACAAAGCAACUCUUGAUAUUAGAGAAGAUGGUCGAGGCAUUUGUAUUCCUGGAUUAACUGAAAUAGGUGUAAAUAACUUUGAUAGUACUCUUCAAUGUUUAGUUCAGGGUUCAAGUGGCCGUGCCACUGGUGCAACGGCAAUGAAUGCGCAAUCUUCUCGCAGUCAUUGUAUUUUUACUUUGACCAUAAGUCAAGUACAAGAUGAUGGAAAUAGUAUGACUGCCAAAUUUCAUCUAGUUGAUUUAGCUGGUUCUGAAAGAAGUAAAAAAACUAAAGCCACCGGAGAGAGAUUUAAAGAAGGAGUUAAUAUUAAUAAAGGACUUUUGUCUUUAGGAAAUGUUAUCACAUCUUUAUGUGAAAAAUCUGCUCAUGUAUCAUAUAGAGAUAGUAAAUUAACACGUUUAUUACAAGACUCGUUGGGUGGAAAUUCUGUUACAUUAAUGAUAGCAUGUAUUAGUCCAGCUGAUUAUAAUAUGGAUGAAACUGUUAGUACACUACGUUAUGCUAAUAGAGCAUUACAAAUUAAAAAUAAGCCUAUUAUAAAUCAAGAUCCAAUUACUGCUCAACUUACUGCUCUUUCUAAAGAAAAUCAUGAAUUGAAGUUGAAAAUUGUAGCCAUGGAAGCUAAUGGAGUCACUAACUGUCCCCCUGAACAUAACGAAUUACAAAAAUGUGUUAAAGAUUAUCAAGAUAAAAUUAGAUCGAUGAGUCAAGUGUUAAGUGAAUAUAUGACACAAAGUGCUUCUCUUAAUAUGAAAGCCUUAAUGGCAGAAACAGGACGUGAAACUAUGAAAAAACACCUUCAAGAUUUAGCUUCAGAUUUUGAAAAUGCAUUAAAAACUAAUAAUGUUGAAGAAUUUAAAAAUAUUAAACAAAAAAUUAGCUAUAUUAUGGAUGAACACAAUCGUACUGAGGUUGAGAUAUGUAGUGAUGAUUAUGUUACCGCCAAUGAAGAUAUGGAUGAUGAUCAAUCUGAAUGUGAUAAUGAAACUGAUCAGACUAAAGAACAAAUGGUAAUGGAAACCAUACAAUUAAAUAGAGAACUCAAUAAAUUAAAUAAAGAGUUGGCUAUGAAAGAACAUUUAGCAGCUAAACUUAUUGAAUCAGUUUCCCAUAUUGGUGAGUAUUGCCCAGAAGAGGAUACAGAAGAAUUGAAAAAUAAACUUGAGCAACUGAAACAGGAAAGAGAUCAAUUGGAAGAAGCUCUUAAAGUAGCUCAGUCAAAUAAUAUUUGUACCAAAUUAGCGGAACAAAGAAGGAAAAAAUUGCAAGAAUUAGAAAACAAAAUUGCUAGUUUAACAAAGAAAUGUUUAGAACAAGAUAGAAUAAUAAAAAUGAAGGCGAAAAAUGAUCAAAAAGUUGAGAGCCUAAAUAAUGAGAUAAAAAGUAUUAAAGUUAUGAAAGUUAAAUUAAUUCAACAAAUGAAAAGUGAAAAUGAAAAGUUUAGACAAUUUAAAUUAGAACGUGAUAGAGAGCUGUGUAGACUCCGAGAAAAUGAAAGGAAACAAAAAAAUCAAAUGAUUCGCAUGGAAAGACUUCAUGUACGUCAGCAAACUGCACUAAAACGAAAACUUGAAGAUGCAGCAAAUGUCAAUAAAAGACUUAAAGAUGCACUUGCUGUACGAAAAGCUAUUGAAGUAAAGCGCGAUGAAGCGUUUAUGCCCAAAGCUCAACGUAUACAAAAAUGGGUUGAUGAAGAGCUAGAUGUAUUGAUGAGUACAGUAGAUGCAGAAAAAACUUUGGAACAAUUAGAAAUGGAUAGAGAGACAAUUUGCAAAAUGAUGCAAAGAUGUGAAGAUCAAUUGGAAACAACAGGUCUAACUGAUGAAUUUAAAUAUGGUUUGAAAAUGGAUAAAAAAGAAAUGGCUGUAGAAUUGCAAUUAAGAUCAGCACAAAUUAUGGAACUUAGACAAAAAAUAUUUGAUAGUAAUGAAGAACUAAUGAAAAAAACACGUUUUGAUCAUUUAACUACUGUUGCUGAUACUAAAACUGCUUUAAAACAUGCAUUCCAUGUUGCUGCUGAAAAUCGAAGAACUACAUUAGAAUUACAAAAUCAAAUAGAUGAGUUAAAAGCUGCAAUAAAUGAAGCAAAAGAAAAUUUAUUGAUUGAACAAAAAAAAACUUUAGAUGUAAUUUUAAAAAAUCAAAAACAUGUUGAACUUCUUCAAAAAGAUUAUGAAGACAAUAUAUUAGUAUUAUUAAGACAACUCAAUGAAAAAGAAAAAUCAUUGUCCACUGUAGGAACCAAUAAUGAUAUGUGUGAGCGUUUAAGAAUUUAUGAUGAACAACUUAGCAAAUUUGAACAAUUAAGAGAAGAAUUAAGUCAAAAAGAUAAAUUAAUUAGUGAUUUACAAUCUUUAGUGAAUAGUAGUUCAAAUAGUGUAAAAUCUAAUGUGAUAAAAUCUCCUAUUACACCAAUUAAUUUAAUUACUGAUGAUUCAAAAGAAAAUGAUAUUGAAAGCACUCCUUUAAGAAGACGUUUAGAUAAACUAAAAAGAGAGAGUCGAAUGUUUGAAAAGUCUGAUGAAAGAUUAAAUCGUAUGAACUUUAAAAGGAAUGCAGAAGGACAUCCAAUGUGCCUAUGUAUAAAAAAUUGUUUAAAAAACAUUUGCAUGUGUUAUAAAAAAAGCAUGUCUUGUUCAAAGUAUUGUAAAUGUUCAGAAGCUGUGUGUACAAAUAGACAUUCUACAAAACAUGAAUCUAUUGAAGAGGAACCAUCAGAUAUUGUUCUAAAUCAGACAUUUAAAAAACCCAAAACUGAAUUUAUGCCAACAAUAUGUGACUCUAACUAUGAAAUAUCUGAUAAAUCAUUAGAAUAAUUACUUGGUGUUUAUUUACAAAGAAUAUUUUUAAUGUUAAAUUUUUUGUUUUUAAAAAAUGGAUACCUCUUUUUUACCUUGAUCACUAUUGUUAGCUUGAUUAUUUAAUCCUAAUUUCUUCAUUGAUACAAAUUUUGUAUAAGUUAUAACCUAAUUAUUUGUAUUAUUUAUCUGUCUUUUUAUAGUCUUAAUAUAUUUUUAUUUUAUAAAAAUAUUUAAUUUUAAUUUGGGACUUUUAAAUGUUCUUAAUUUAAAUAAGCUAUCCUCGUGCCUCAUCAUUUUUAUCAUUUUUCCCUAAUUGUAGAAAACAUUUUCUUAAACAAAUUUAUGCUUAAUUUUUUCUAUCUAUUUUAUAUAUGCUCUAUUAGAAG